Messenger RNA from Sorghum bicolor (sorghum), 1860 nucleotides. Its product is annotated as high mobility group B protein 15. Bases 167 to 1534 code for a protein of 455 amino acids. Lineage: Eukaryota; Viridiplantae; Streptophyta; Magnoliopsida; Poales; Poaceae. The transcript has 7 exons. Gene Ontology annotation, molecular function: DNA binding. The record is from RefSeq and is a predicted model, not a curated record.
CAAGUAUAGUAUAUAGGAAGGAGUAUAUUUUUUUAAGAGAUCGUUAACCUCACAGUAAUCCCUCCUUUUGCCUAAAACCUAAAGGAAGCCAAAGUGGGAGCACCAAAAUAUUCGCCGCGGGUGCAUAGUUGUUUUGUUUAGACGGAGAAGACGAGGUUAAGGGCAGAUGAGCGAGCCGGCACCGGCGGCGGCGGCAGCGGAAGCGGAGAAGAAGGCCGUCGCGGACGCGGAUGCGGCUGUGGUCGCGAAGGGAAAAGAGAAGGCGGAGGUGGCGCCGACCAUGACGGCCUCAGCGGCCGGCGCCAGGGGGAGGUUCGUGGCCUACCCGGCGCGGGUGGCGGAGCACGCGGACGUGGUGGCAGACGCCGCGCGCUUCAGGGCGGCGCUCGAGGGGCUGCACGCGCAGAUGGGCACCAGGCUCAAGGUGCCGAUUAUUGGAGGAAAAGAUUUGGAUCUUCAUCAGCUAUAUAAGGAGGUCACAUCACGGGGUGGUAUUGACAAGGUGAAGGCAGAGAAUAGAUGGAGGGAAGUGACUGCAUCAUUUAUUUUCCCUGCCACUGCGACAAAUGCUUCUUUUAUGUUGAAGAAAUACUAUAUGUCACUCUUAUAUCAUUUUGAGCAGCUAUACUUCUUUAGAGUGCAAGGCUGGCAUCAACAAGAAAUAGAUUCCAGAACGAAUUCCUCCAUUGAAGUUAAAACCGAAGCCCAAGCUUAUCACAAAAGAAAAAGGGGUAUCAGUGCAUCUCCUUCAGAUCCAGCCUCGUCUUCAGAUAAUGUUGACGUAGAUGUGAUAGUUGAUGGCAAGUUUGAACAUGGCUACAUAGUAACUGUUAUUAUGGGAUCAAAAUCCACCAAAGCAAUCCUCUAUAAUUGCACUGAAGAAUCUGCUCUACCAACUCUGGAGCCACCUGUUGCAAGUAACAGCACUGAUUUGAAGGGGGGACGUCGCCGAAGACGACGUAGGAAGAAGCUAAGUACAACAGACCCGAGGCACCCUAAACCAAACAGGAGUGGCUAUAAUUUCUUCUUCCAGGAUCAACAUAGAAUGCUUAAGCCACAAUAUCCUGGACAAGACAGGAUGAUCAGUAAAAUGAUUGGUGAACGAUGGAACAAUCUAAGUCCUGAAGAUAAAGCUGUAUAUCAAGAAAGAGGUGUACAGGAUAAGGAGCGAUACCGGACCCAGUUGGCUGCUUACAAAGAAGAACUGAGGACAGGCCAACCUAUCAGCAAUGCUGUGCCUAUCGAGCAGAGACUCCCUGUGACAGAAGUGACGAUUGAUGAAGUAGACUCCAAGGUGAGCGAAGGUGAUAUGCUGCUGUCAAAUCAAGGGUACAGCAGUAGUGAUGAAAGUGACCAUUCAGGAGAAAAACCUGUAGAAGACGAGCUCAACACUGAAACGUCCCCUGAGGUGAGCGUGGAAACAACUGGUUCUCCUGGACACCCUGAUCCCUCUGCCGAUGGGGACCACUUUGAGUUGCGGCGGAGAGAAAACCCCAAGGCAGAUGAGAAAGAUAAUGUGCCACCUGAUUCAUGACUUUCCGCUUUGAAUGGUAUCUGAAAGAGAGGAAUUUCCAAGUGGUGCCAAGCUACACAUACCUGCUGUCGUAGGAACAUAGGCUAUGUGCUAAUGUCAAUCAGAGCUCUAUUAGCAGUUGGAAUACCCUUCAUUUUGACAGUUCUGAAUUUGUAUUGCUAAAUUUCUUUCGAACUUAAGAGGGGGAUACUGGGUAUGAGAUUGACUUGCAGGGAUGUGGACGAUGGAUACUUGAUUGACUUGCAUAGAAAGUAUAUUCUUUAGUUCAAUAUUUGUCAUUAAAGUACAUUGAUCUAUAUGUUGAGUAUGUGUAAUGCCAGCGAAAA